Messenger RNA from Ascochyta rabiei, 1308 nucleotides. RefSeq names its product Fumarylacetoacetase. The transcript is spliced from 2 exons. The record is from RefSeq and is a predicted model, not a curated record. Gene Ontology annotation, biological process: L-phenylalanine catabolic process; homogentisate catabolic process; L-tyrosine catabolic process. Bases 1 to 1308 code for a protein of 435 amino acids. Lineage: Eukaryota; Fungi; Ascomycota; Dothideomycetes; Pleosporales; Didymellaceae. Gene Ontology annotation, molecular function: fumarylacetoacetase activity.
AUGACUUCGCUGCGAUCGUGGUUCCAUAUCCCUCGAGGGUCCCACUUCUCACUCGCCAACAUACCCUUCGGCAUCAUCUCAACGGCGUCCUCAACAUCGCCGCGUGUGGCCGUGGCUAUUGGAGACCACGCAUUAGAUCUCGAAGUCUUCGCAGCGAACAGUGGCUUUUCAGGACUGUCACCCAUUCAGCCCCACCAGGCCGUCUUCUCACAGCCCUCACUGAACGCCUUCGCGGCGCUUGGAAGACCGACACACUCGGUCGUACGCAAAUAUAUUCAGAGCGUGUUCUCCGAGAACACAGAGUUUCCAGACGUACUAAAGAACAACGAGUCAUUACAGAAGCAAGCUUUGAUUCCAUUGCAAGAUGUGACAAAGCAUCUGCCCUUUAAGAUUGGUGAUUACACCGACUUCUUUGCUGGCAUGAAUCACGCCUACAACUGCGGCGUCAUCUUCCGAGGACCUCAGAAUGCUCUGCAACCCAACUACAAGCAUUUGCCUGUGGGCUAUCACGGUCGUGCAUCGUCAGUCGUACCAUCAGGGACACCAAUCCGUCGACCGAACGGCCAGAUAUUACUGAACCCUACCGCGGAAAAGAAAGAACCGAUUCUCUCACCCUGUAAGAAGCUCGAUAUUGAGCUCGAGCUCGGUGCCUUCGUCUGCGGCUCUAAUGAGCAAGGGAGCCCUAUACCAAUCGACAAGGCUGCGGAAAAUCUGUUCGGAGUUGUCUUGAUGAACGACUGGUCAGCGAGAGAUAUCCAAGCCUGGGAGUACGUACCCCUGGGGCCAUUCAACGCAAAGAACUUUGGCACGACGAUCAGCACAUGGGUAGUCCUUGCAGAAGCGCUCGAACCUUUCAAAGUCAAAGGUCUCGAGAACGAUGGCAACGUACUAUCGUAUCUUAGAGAGAAAGAUGAGAAGUCAGUAUAUGACAUCAACCUUCAAGUUGAUGUAAAGACGUUGUCCGGCCAUAACACUACAAUCUCGAAAGUGAACGCACGAAAUCUGCUGUGGUCUUUCCCUCAGAUGCUCGCACACCACACCAUCACCGGAUGUCCCUUCCAACCCGGUGACCUCCUUGGUUCCGGUACAAUCAGUGGUGACUCUCCUGCUGCAUACGGUAGCUUUAUAGAACAGAGCCAGAAUGGCAAAGAGCCAAUCAGGCUCAGUGGCGGUGACAUGAGAACCUUCUUGGAGGAUGGUGAUGAGGUAACAAUCAGGGGCGUAUGCGGUGAAGAUGAGGAGACCUUGGUUGGAUUUGGGGAGUGCGUUGGAAGGAUCGAGCCAGCUUUGGAGCUGAAGUUCGAUUGA